Messenger RNA from Coccidioides posadasii C735 delta SOWgp, 6336 nucleotides. NCBI's taxonomy places the organism in Eukaryota, Fungi, Ascomycota, Eurotiomycetes, Onygenales, Onygenaceae. The record is from RefSeq and is a predicted model, not a curated record.
UUUCAAAUUUAUAUACUCUUCUGGCCCAUUAGUUGUCAUGAGAAGCUCGAAGGUUGUGCUUAUCGCUCGUUAUUAACCAAAUUCCGACAUUGUAGCUUUUCGGCGGCUACAUUUGGAGCCAGCACCUGAGAUGGUCAAACCCGCGUAUCGAUACAUCUUCCAUCACUCGUCCUGUUAGACGUCGCCGCGAUCGCAGCCAUGGCUACGGCUGCUGUCGAUAUCCCGUUUCUUUCCUCCCACUAUUCGAUUCCGCAAGCCAUCCUCACAACGCUCACUGAAAACCCGACUGUUGACCUUGUUGGGCAGCUGCUCAAAGGUGUCGCAGCAAAAGCUCGAGAAACCGAAGAGCUUAAAUCUGAUAAGUUACGGCUAGAGGUUGAACUUGAAAACACCGUGCGUGGAAAUGAAGCCAAAGUUAAAGUGCUUAAAUCCUCUGUGGAGAAAGGGCAUGCAGAAAUCUUAAGUCUUCGAAAUAAACUACAAGAAACAGAAAAUGUGCGUUCCGAGCUUGAAUCAAAGCUCGAGGCCCUCAAGUCCUCCGCAUCUAACAAUGAAGCCGAGUCCAACUCCCUCAAAACACGAAUCGCAUCUCUCGAAGCAUCCAAUAGAGACACCCUAGGUCUCUUAGAAUCCAAGUCCGCAGCGUAUGAUAAGCUUGCCGAAGAACUUUCCGCACAACAUCGGAAAACAGUUACGCUGAGGCGAGAAGUCGCCGAUCUUGAACAGAAACUUCAGGCAGCUAAUUCAGCUUCUGCCAGUACGCGAUUCCGUGAGCAAAGCUUACAACAAGAACUAGAUCUGUUGAAGAAGAACAAUGAAUGGUUUGAGAAUGAGCUUCAAACCAAAUCCGCAGAAUACCUUAAAUUCAGAAAGGAGAAGGCCGCGCGCAUCUCAGAAUUGCAGCGCCAAAACGAGGAGGCCAACUCCAAUAUUGAUACUUUGCGGAGAAAUGAGACAUCUCUCAAGCAACGCCUUGAUGAAGUUGAACAGAAAUACGAGGAGUCCCUUACAUCCGUUCAAUACCUAAAAGAAGAGGCGAUUAAACAAACUGAAUCCUUCCGAAUCGAGCUUGAUAGUGCUGGGCGACUUGCACAGCUGCAGCAAAAUGCCGCUGAAACUGCAAAAAAGCGUGUACAAGAGUGCCAGCUCGCCCUUGAAAAAGCCAAAGAUGAUGCUGCGCAGGAGUUGUCGCGCCUGCGUGCAGAAAUUGAGACUGAACAUUCCGACAAGGAAGCGGCCGAACGUCGUGUUGCAGAAUUAGAGUUAGCGGUGAAGCAACUUGAAUCGGAAGUGGCUUCGGGCAGGAAUCAACCAUCAACCCCGAUGCGUGGUCUCAAUGGUGGUAUUAGCACUCCUCUUCGUCCCAGCACUCCAGUCGGCUCAUUUUCACCAAGGUCAGCACGCACUAAGGGUGGUCUUACACUUACUCAAAUGUACACUGAGUACGAUAAAAUGCGAACACUUCUCGCGGCUGAACAGAAAAAUAAUCAGGAACUUAAGACCGCGAUGGACGAAAUGGUUCAAGAUUUGGAAUCGAGCAAGCCAGAAAUAGAUGAACUUCGUGCGGACCAUUCUCGCCUUGAAGCUUCUGUGAUUGAAAUGUCCGGCCUUUUGGAUGCCGCUAGCAAGGAAAGGGAAGAAGCUACCAGAGAAGCACGGAAAUGGCAAGGCCACGUGGAGGGACUAGAGCGUGAAGGAAACAUCUUACGCCAGCAGCUCCGUGACUUAAGCGCGCAAGUGAAAGUCCUGGUCAUGGAGGUUCACCUUCUCGGCUCUGGAGAGAAGGACUAUAAUCGAGACGAGCUGGAGAAGAUAGCCAGCGAAGGAAUAGACGAGACCGCCGAUAAUAUGAAUAACACCGGUCGUUUCAUUACCCGCCACAUGACGACAUUCAAAAACUUGAAUGAACUUCAAACCCAAAACGUGACACUUCGGAGAAUGUUGCGAGAACUUGGUGACAAGCUGGAGGGCGAGGAAGCUCGUAAGAGGGAUUUGUCUUACCAGAAAGAUCAGGAUGAGCUUAAAGAACUGCGCUCUCGAGUUCAAACCUACCGAGAUGAGAUGGCGAGUCUUGUUGCCCAGACCAAGAGUUACAUCAAGGAGCGAGAUACCUUCCGGAGCAUGCUUUUGCGGCGGCGGGAGACCGGCGAGACAACUUCUCCCUUCUCUCAAUCCCUACCAUUGGGUGCGGUUCCACCCUCCCUUGAUAGUGCUCCAGCUCAGCCAAGUGAAGGUCCCGAUUAUGCCGAACUUCUUCGAAAGCUGCAAGCUCAUUUUGAUUCUUUCCGUCAAGAAACUGCUACCGAUCAUUCCUCCUUAAAACAACAAGUCAAUGAUUUGACGAGGAAGAACGGUGAAUUACAGAGCGAAAUUAGCCGUUCGAAUAGCCAGCUUACAACGUCUAUUCAACGGGCUGAGCUUCUUCAAUCCAAUUUUAAUAUGUUGAAAAACGAGAACAUCGAGCUUCAAAAGCGACACUCAAUUCUCAUGGAGAAUGCAAAUAAGCAGGAUCUGCGCACCCAGCAGGUGGCGGAGGAUCUUGUCGAAGCCAGAGGCCUUGUGGACAGUCUUCGAAGAGAGACGGCGAAUCUUAAAGCUGAAAAGGAGCUUUGGAAGAGUAUUGAAAAACGACUUGUGGAGGAUAAUGAGUCUCUCAGAAACGAACGUAGCCGCCUAGACACCUUAAAUGCCAACCUACAGUCCAUGCUCAACGAACGCGAACACACAGAAUCCGAAACCCGUCGCCGCCUUCAAUCGACCAUAGAGUCGCUGGAGUCCGAGUUACAGUCAACAAAGCGAAAACUGAGCGACGAGACAGAGGAUGCGAAGAAACUAGCUCUUCGGAGAGAGUUUGAUCAGGAACAGACCCAGAAACGAAUUGAGGAUUUGGUCACAAGUCUCGGAUCCAUCCGUGAGGAACUUGUCGCUACAAAGACGAGCAAGGAUCAUUUACAAUCUCGAGUCGACGAACUCUCCGUUGAACUUAAGAGUGCAGAAGAACGUUUGGUGGUCCUUCAACGUAAGCCUUCGGCUGCCCCAGCUUCCACGACUGCCGCCGAAGAGGCACUUGAAGCGGGUGAGGGAACAGGAUUGAGUAGGGAACAAGAAUUGGCUGUCGAGGUCUCGGAGCUUAAACGCGACCUCGAGUUGGCACGAAGUGAGUUGACACAUGCUCAGGAGCAAGCGGAGGAUUAUAAAGCUAUUAGCCAAGCAACAGAAGAGAGACUUCAAGCUCUUAACGACACAAAUGAACAAUAUCGCGAAGAUACUGAUCGACAUCUUGAAGAAAAGAAUUCGACAAUUUCAGAGCUGGAGAAACGAGUUGAAGAUCUCUCUACUGAACUUGCUGCCAGUAAUGGAGAACUUUCAAAACUCCGCGAUCAAGAAGCACAAUACCAGCGGCGUCUUGAUGACCAAAAGUCAACUAUGGAUGCCGAAAUUACAAGACUCAAGGAGCAACAGGAACGGUACGAAGCGGCUGCUCAAUUCCAUCAACAAGACCUGAAAGCGCAAGCAGAAAUAGCGCAAAACGCUCAACAGAACUAUGAAAAUGAGCUGGUAAAACAUGCAGAGGCUGCAAAACAUCUCCAGACAGUUAGAGCCGAAGCAAACCAGUUGAAACUUGAGGUUGUAGAUCUAAAGACGCAGGCAGAAUCAGCGAAAAGCAAUUUGACGCGCGAAGAGGAGAAUUGGAAUGAGAUGAAAGGCAGAUAUGAAAAGGAAAUUGAGGAACUCAGCCGACGCCGUGAAGAAGUUCUUAGCCAAAACACGAUACUCCAUGGUCAAUUGGAGAAUAUCACGAAGCAGAUCUCCUCGCUUCAGCGUGAUCGUGCGGGCAUUCCUGAGGACGGUGAAACUGAAACAGCAUCUGGAUCGGAUCUAGAAGGCCUUCAAGAAGUCAUUAAAUUCUUACGGCGGGAGAAGGAGAUCGUUGAUGUCCAAUAUCAUCUUUCAACCCAGGAAAGCAAACGACUACGCCAACAACUUGACUACACUCAGACACAACUUGAGGAUACACGCCUUAAGCUUGAACAGCAACGUCGUGCCGAAGCAGAGAGUGAACAACAUGCCCUUAGUCACAACAAGUUAAUGGAGACGCUCAAUGAGCUCAAUCUAUUCCGGGAAAGCAGUGUUACCCUCCGAAACCAGGUCAAGCAGUUGGAGGCAUCCGUAGACGAAAAAGCCAAACUUACUGAUGAACUCCAACAACAAAUCGAACCGCUUCAGACCCGCAUCCGUGAACUGGAAGACAAUCUGGAGACUAAAGAUGGUGAGAUGAAGCUUCUGCAAAGUGACCGGGACCGUUGGCAACAACGGACACAAAAUAUCCUCCAGAAAUAUGACCGUGUUGACCCUGCAGAGCUGGAGGCAAUGAAAGAAAAGCUGGAGACUCUCAAGAAAGAACGGGACGAGGCCGUGUCAGCUCGGGAGACUCUAGAAGCACAGGCAUCGACCUUCCCCGAACAACUGAAGCAGGCAGAGGAUCGCACCCAAGAGCUGCGUACUAGAUUAACGGAACAAUUCAAGGCUAGGUCGAAGGAACUCACGGGCCGCAUCAAUGCUAAACAGCUUGAACUCAACAGUGUUAUCCAAGAGAAAGAGCAAAUCAACCAGGAGCUAGACCGGGCUCGAGAGGAACUAAAUUUGAUGAAAUCCAGGCCUCCAGAAACUGUUGCCGCUGCACCUGUGACCCAAGAUACUAUAGAGUCACAACCGCCGAAUGCUUCUUCUCCAGAAGCGGCCAACUCUGGUGACGUUAAUGCUAGUGAGGAGAAAAUCAAGGAACUGGAAGAAAGGGUCAGACAAUUGGAAGCCGCCUUGGCUGCGAAAGAAGCGGAGAUAGAUCAGAAGGUUAAAGAGCGGGUGGAUAGGAUGAAAGAAAUUUUGCAGAGCAAGUUGGCCGAACAUAGAGCAUCUUCACAAAAAGAAGUAGAAGCUUUGAAAGCAGCCCAUCAACAAGAGCUAGCUUCAAAGGCUGAGGGGAUUCCAGUGCUGUCUGACGCAGCAGCUCGUGAACUAGUUGCUAAGAAUGAGACUAUCCGGAAUAUUAUCAAAAACAAUAUUCGAAACGCAAUCAACAAAGAGAAAGAAGCGAUGGGCAACAAGGAAGGACAAGCUCAGCGGGACAUGGAGGCAAUGAAGGAACUGGAAAAGAAGUUCAACGAGGAGAAAGAGAAUAUUCUGAAGGAGCGGGACCAGAAAAUCAGCUCCGCCGUUGAGCUGGCGGAGAAGAGACUGCUGGCUAAGGUCAGCAUGACUGAGGGACGGGCUAGAAAUGCUCAAGCCAAAAUCGAGGUCGUGCAAAAGGCCGCCUCAGACACUCCUCAACGUCCUGUAGCCGAAGUGUGGGAAAUUGCUAAAGCAGCCAAGCCUGUCGUUGCACAACAAGCAGCACCAAAGCCGCUACCACCGGCAUCUCCUGCUCCCCAAGCUUCGGCUCCAGCUCAAUCCCCCGCCCCAACAGCCCCCGCAACCCCUUCCCAGCAGAAAGUGACACCUACUCAGACACUGAUGCCAACUCCGCAACAGCCUGCAGAGCAUCCACCAUCUGCAGCUGAAUCGACAACGCACCAACCUGAACAGCAGCUGCUGCAACAACCACAACCAGCAGCAACAGCUGCUACUGCUGACCAGGCACCGACCCAGCAGGCUACUGGACUACCUAAUCGCCCUCCUCAGGCCGCUCAAGCUGUCGCUGGCGCUGGUGUGCUUCGUGCUUUGCAGUCCGGCCUUCCCGUUGCUAGGGGAGGCCGUGGUCGGGGAAUGCAGGGUGGCCCACAACAUGGUCAAUUUGUUUCUGAUCAGCAAAUGCAGGGCCAGCAAUUUCAGCAGCAGCACGCGGGCCGUGGUUCUGCCAUUAGUCGUGGCAGAGGAAUGAGGGGUGGUGGCCAAGGUCGUGGUGGUGCUCAACACAUUCAGACUGGCAACCUCCCCCAAGGUGCAGGACAAGCUAGUCCUCGCGGUGGAAGAGGUGGACUCAAUGCCCAAGCCCGGCAGUUUAUACCACACGGGAAACGCGCUAGAGACGAUGGAGGCGAUGCUGACGCAAACGCUGGAAAGAGAAUGCGAGGCGGGGGUGCUGGACAAUAAAAUCAUUGUUCUUUGUAACCAAUCUUCGAGUUUUGUGAAGUCAGACAUUGCAUAAUUAUUCCUUGCCUGCGGUUUUCCGUUCUUCCUUUGUAUACAAAGAGAGCAAGCAAGCUUUUCUUUUGACGUUUAUUUUAUUGGUGGGAGCCAUUGCUAUUUCAGAAUUGGACUUGGUCCGAGAACCUUUUUUUUCUUUUUUCUUUCAGCAUUUUGUGAGCUACUAUCUUGGGAGCUGUUAUAAUGGAAUCU